Messenger RNA from Spodoptera exigua (beet armyworm), 1931 nucleotides. The record is from the annotation of a GenBank genome assembly. NCBI's taxonomy places the organism in Eukaryota, Metazoa, Arthropoda, Insecta, Lepidoptera, Noctuidae.
GUUGAUUUCAAAUGUUGUACGAUUUAUCGUUUUUACAAUUUAUGAGGCUGAAAUAUAGUUAGACAGUUCUAUCAGUUACUUUGGGGUUAAACAUGGCUAUGAUGCAGAAUUUUUGAACUAUACAAAUAAUUUUAUUUCUCGCUACAGUUGCACCGGAAUAUUUUUCAGAACCUUAAAAAUGAAACCAGUCCUUGGUAGGCCGCAUUUCAAAGUUGUUCUUUCCUUAUUUAUCUUCUUAAAGUUCAAGAUGUUCAAGAGAAAACAACCAUAUCACUGCAGGCCAUAAAUUAAUCAUUUAUUUGACGGUUAUGAUCAAAACUUUGUACAAGGUGGACUUGAUGCGAAAGGAAUUCUCUGCCAGUCGAACCUUUUGUUGAUGCAGAAUAAUAACUAUAGGUGCAAGAAAUAAGUAAAUCUAUGAAUUAAAUAUUAAGAUAUGUAUACUUAAUAGACUUACAUAAGAAAGAUUCAAAAUUGAAUAUUAAAAAUAUUAAAGAUAUUAAAGAUCUUAACCUUAAACUGUACGUAUAGAAAGAGACACAAAAUAAUAAAAGAAAAUUUUCCACAAUAUGUCACAAAGACAGCCAUGAUUAAUGUUCAGUUCCCGGGAAACUCAAUCAAUGUAAUCACUAGUACGAUAUUGAAUUUGUUUCAUUCGUUGACAGCGUCUAGCGAUAUAAACAUAACUUUAAUACAAAAGAAAAUGUGGAACAUUGCCAUACAAUCUCAAAUUUCAUCGUACUCCAAUAAUAGACUAGAUAAUAAUAUUUAUAAAACUGUUCAGCCUUUUAAUUUAAUAUUUACUCUGUUCGUUUCAUCAAAAUUUAAAAUAAGAAACCGUUACAUUUUCCCAUGCGACAAAAUUUAUCAAAUUGUUAUUUUUAUCGUAAACAUAUUCUUUUUUACUUGGAGCCUCUGUAACGUUAUCAGUUUCAUGUUAAACGAUAACGUCAAAUAUGGUGACAAGAUCUAUUGUUUGUCUAUCAUUUUUAGUUCUGCAUUUUACUUCAUCGACUACCUUAUUUUGAUCAUCAAUAAUAUUUUUUAUAGUCAUACCAAUAUUGCUCUUAUCAUGAAAAUCCAAGAUAUAACCAGAGCCAUUAAUAUCAACAAGAGUUUCCGAAGUUACAUUAAUUGGAAUUUUAUUUCCCUUUUUAUAUCUCUCGCAAUUUCUUUAUUGACAAUUAUAUGGUUUUUAAAUUUUUAUAUCUCAUUCGCUGACGUGAGUAUUGAUAUAAUGAUAGUAGUGUUCGAUGUUAACUUAAUUUAUGGAAUUCGUAUUUUGGUGUUAUUCAACAAAUACUUUGAUGUGUGGAUUGAAUCAGUUUAUAAGAUGGAUAACCAACAAAACAAUGAAGAGGAUUGUAACAAAUUGGUUAAGUUGUAUCGAGAUAUUUUGGAAGCUUAUAAAUUGUUUACCGCAAUAUUUACAGUACUUAUUUUCUUCAGAACAAUAGAUUUGUUUAUGCGUGGCUUAAUUUACCUAUACUUAUAUUUCAUUGAUUUUAAAUAUUCGCAUGUUGAAGAAGAAAUUCAUAAUUAUACAAUUAUAGCAACUUUAAUUGUAGGACUUGAUUGGAUGAUAAAAAAUAUAAUAAUAAUAUCUGCGAUUUGUAUGCAGUGCGAAAAGUUUCAAAUGCAUAUAGAGGAGGCAGAAUCGGCUUGCAUACAGCUUGUAAUGAAGAGGGAUUGCCCAAAAAGCAACAAGUAUCUGUACAAGCGAGUGCUUCAAUACAAUCAUUUAUUUACCAAGAUGUCAGCUUACGGAUUCUUCACAUUUGACGCCAAACUCCCAAUGCCUUUGUUGGGUCUCUUGACUAAUUAUAUUAUUGUUUUAUUGCAGUUCGUUUUCCUUUGAAUUUUGUACAGUGUGUAGAAAUGGGAUGGGAAAGGGGUUCUUCUAUUUUUAUAGGUUUUUUUAGUAAAUAAGC